This is a messenger RNA of Cottoperca gobio, 3511 nucleotides long. Its product is annotated as NLR family CARD domain-containing protein 3-like. NCBI's taxonomy places the organism in Eukaryota, Metazoa, Chordata, Actinopteri, Perciformes, Bovichtidae. The record is from RefSeq and is a predicted model, not a curated record.
GACCACCUCAUACUCUUCAGUAAUGAACCUGGACCCUCAGACACAAAAAAGAAGAGCAAAACUCCUGUUUCUGUGGAGGAGCAGCGGUCCAGCUGUGCUUUGUGUCAGGACGUCCUGAAGGAUCCAGUCUCUACCAGCUGUGCACACAAUAGAGGUCUGCAGGAGGUUUUAGAUGAACAUAGGAUCAGUCUGAAGAGGAGAUGUGAACGUGUGACUGAAGGAAGUGAAGAAACAGUGAGUAAAACCCUCCUCAACAGGAUCUACACUGAGCUCUACAUCACAGAGGGACUGAGUGAAGAGGUUAAUACUCAACAUGAGGUGAAGCAGCUUGAGACAGCUUCCAAGAAAAAGACCCUCCGUGACGCUCCAAUCAAGUGCCACGACAUCUUUAAAGCCUCACCUGACCAACAGGUACACAUCAGAGUCGCUCUGACGGUCGGCGUCGCUGGCGUUGGAAAAACCUUCUCCGUGCAGAAGUUCACUCUGGACUGGGCAGAGGGUUUGGAAAACCAAGAUGUCAGUCUGCUGAUUCUGCUUUCCUUCAGGGAGCUGAACUUGAUCAAAGCUGAGCAGUACAGUCUUCUCAGGCUGCUCCAUGUUUUCCAUCCAACCUUACAGAAGGUCACAGCAGAGACGCUCGCUGUCUGUAGCGUUUUGUUCAUCUUUGACGGCCUGGAUGAAAGCAGACCUUCACUGGAUUUCCACAACAAUGAGGUUGUGUCUGAUGUCACACAGCAGUCAUCAGUCAACGUGCUGUUGACAAACCUCAUCAGCGGGAAUCUGCUUCCCUCGGCUCUCGUCUGGAUAACUUCCCGACCUGCAGCAACCAAUCAGAUCCCUCCUGCACGUGUGGACAGGGUAACAGAAGUACGAGGCUUCACUGACGUCCAGAAGGAGGAGUACUUCAGGAGGAGAUUCAGUGAUGAAGAACGGUCCGGCAGAAUCAUCUCUCACAUCAAGACAUCCAGGAGCCUCCACAUCAUGUGUCUGAUCCCUGUCUUCUGCUGGAUCACUGCUACAGUUCUGGACCACAUGUUGACUACAGACCAGAGAGGAGAGCUGCCCCAGACCCUCACUGACAUGUACUCACACUUCCUGCUGGUUCAGACCAAGAGGAAGAAGCAGAAGUAUGAUGAGGGACAUGAGACGAGUCCACGGGAGCUGACGAAGGCUGACGGGAAACUUCUUCUGAAGCUGGGGAGGCUGGCGUUUGAACAUCUGGAGAAAGGAAACAUCAUGUUCUACCAAGAAGACCUGGAGCAGUGUGGUCUUGAUGCCACGGAGGCCUUGGUGUACUCAGGAGUUUGUACAGAGAUCUUCAAAAGAGAGAGUGUGAUCUUCCAGAAAACAGUCUACUGCUUUGUUCAUCUGAGCAUUCAGGAGUUUCUGGCUGCAGUCUACCUGUUCCACUGUUACAGCAACAGGAACACAGAGGUACUGGAGGACUUCCUGGGGAGUGACUGGAAGAAGAACUCAUCCCUGGAUGUCUUCCUGUCUAAAGCCAUGAAGAAAUCCCUCACAAGUAAGAAUGGCCACCUGGACCUGUUUGUCCGCUUUCUCCACGGCCUCUCUCUGGAGUCCAACCAGAGACUCUUAGGAGGCCUGCUGGGUCAGACACACAACAGUCUACAAAUGAUCCGGAGAGCCAUCAACACCCUGAAGGAGAUGAGGAGUAAAGAUACCUCUGCUGACAGAAUCAUCAACACCCUGAAAGAGAUGAGGAGUAAAGAUACCUCUGCUGACAGAAGCAUCAACAUCUUCCACUGUCUGACAGAGAUGAAGGACCACUCAGUACAUCAGGAGAUCCAAGAGUUCCUGCAGUCAGAGAACAGAUCACAGAAGGAACUCUCUGAGAUCCAGUGCUCAGCUCUGGCUCACAUGCUGCAGAUGUCAGAGGAGGUUCUGGAUGAGUUGGUCCUGGAGAAGUACAAGACAUCACAGGAGGGACGACGGAGACUGAUUCCAGCUGUGAGGAACUGCAGAAAGGCUGUACUUUAUGGAUGUAACAUCUCAGACACUGAUUGUGAAGUCGUGGCCUCAGCUCUGAAGUCCAACCCCUCCCACCUGAGAGAGCUGCACCUGAAUAUAACACCACUGAAGGAUUCAGCAGUGAAGCCGCUGUCUGCUGGACUGCAGAGUCCAAACUGUAGACUGGAGACGCUGAGAUUGAGGGGCUACAGUCUGUCAGAGAUCAGCUGGGCUUCUCUGUUCUCAGCUCUGAAGUCCAACCCCCCCCAUCUGAGAGAGCUGGAGCUGUGGGACACCGAGCUGCAGGAUUCAUCAGUGAAGCUGCUGUGUGACCUUCUGGAGAGUCCAGACUGCAGACUGGAGGCUCUCAGAUUGGGGGGCUGCAGUCUGUCAGAGAUCAGCUGUGCUUCUCUGGUCUCAGCUCUGAAGUCCAACCCCUCCCAUCUGAGAGAGCUGAACCUGAGGGACACCAAGCUGCAGGAUUCAUCAGAGAAGCUGCUGCGUGACCUUCUGGAGAGUCCAGACUGCAGACUGGAGACUCUCAGGUCAGUCAGGGUCCGACUCAGUCUCUGCUGGUUCAGCAGUAUUGUACUAACAGGGGGGUUAAUGUGUUACUCACGUUGGGGAAUCCCCCAGUUCUACCUUCCACUUGUAGCCUAGCUUAGCAGAACUAAUCAGUGAUUUCACUCAUUGCCUGCAGGUUCUCCUGUUCUUUCAUCUGGUGUUUCUUUUCUUUCAUUCUUCCACUAACAAUAAAACACAAGCUGACAAUGCAAAGCCAAGCAACAUGUUACAAGUUGUAACUUUGGAACUUGUGAUUUCACAGAAGAGUGAGACAGGUAGUGUGUUUGGUUCUUGGAUCCAGACUAAAGACGAGUUACUUCCUGUAAUGCAGGCUCAGAGCUGUCUGCAGUCAGUUGUAGUGUUUGCACAGAAGAUAUGAUGCCAUGUAAAGCGUUCCAUCAGUCGGCUCGUGUCAGGACUCUGAAGCGGGCUGACUCUAACAACAAACUGUUAUUUAAACCUGAGACGUAACUUUUGGGAUUGUGUUCCUACAGGAUCGAUGGCGAGUUGAUCACAGCUGAGAAACACACAACAUAGGACUCCAUCAAACUGGAUGUGUGAACAAACCUGCCCGAGGAAGACAGCAAGGUGAAAGAGGAGCAGCUGCACAGUGUGAAGUAUAUUUAUGGAGCUUCACCACAGAAUCAAAUGUAGUUAUUGGUAAUUGUUUGCCUGGGACCGACCUGCAGGCUCAGCUUGUAUUAGCUCAGAUCAACUGGUCCUCCUGCUGGAGAGACGAGUGGAAGAUGGAGCAGUUCAUAUCUAAAGAUAUAUAUAUAUAUAAUUAACUUGGGUUACUUAAAUAUAUUUCUUAAAGCUUAAAGUGCAUCAACCUGUUCACCUUUCAUAAGUUCUCUUGCUGGAGUUCUGAUAUACACUUGUACUUGUUUAAACUUCAUCAGACUUCUUGUUUUUGAUAUUCAUCGUCUCAUCUUAAACAUUAUUCUUCAUUUCUACAUUAAACUGCGUAUUAGUGGAA